AGACCAGGCUUUGUGGAUGUCAGACAUGGUAACUAUAAUAGCUUAUCUUCCAUAGACUGAAAUGUGGAGAAGGGGGUGAUGAACACCUGUGGCCAUAACUCUAGUACUGUUAAACAAAAUUAUUAUGUACCAGUAGAAUGCUCGUGCGCUGGAUCGGUGCCCACUGCUUUUAACUCUAACAAACCACAACAUUGUGCACAAAAACAUCCCACAAAAAGAGUAUGGUCUCGAGGCUUCGCAAUGAAUCCGUUGUUAACUACACGUGACAACUUUACAGAAUAUCAGAGACUGAACCGUGGAAAUUAGGCCUAUGCGAUGUCAUUUCAGAGUUGCUUUUGGAACUAUUCAUAUAAGUACAGUGGUUAUAACCAGGAUAACUUUUUACUCACACAGGUACCUCCGAGUUUGUGACUCUCGACCACCGCGGCAGUGGCCCCGAGCUCCGCUGCCCUGCGUGCACCGGCUAGACCCCCAGAUCCACCUCCAAUCACUAGAAAAUCGAACCGGGUUGUCGCAUCUGAGGCCAUACUCCGACGGAUAAGUUUGUGUCUGUAGGAGGGUGAAAGCAAUCGCCGGAGUGAGAAAAGAAGAACUUGCAUCCGGGCAAACGGUAUUAUUAUUACCAUAACCAGGAAGCUCACACACCACCGGACGCAGUUGUUUUGGGCGAAUGGGAGGGUCAAUCCCCGAAGUGAAAGCUAGUGCUUAGUCAUUGUGAAUUGGAACAAUGGUCUGUAAAUCCCAGAAACAAUUUUAACAUAGUCAUGGUGAUGUGCAGUCUGUUAGCCUACAAUGAUAGGCUAAUCUCACAAUAUGUGAUAUGAGGAGCACUGACAGAAUGAAUGGCAAAAUAUAGGCCUACAGUCUACCCUUUUUAAUGUAAGGAUAAUACCUAUAUAAUAUCAGCAGUGUCAUCAUCCUAAGGGCAAUCUUAUAUGAAUAGCUAAAGCCACCGCAUGGGGGACACAACUUCAUUUUCUUUUUGAUCAUGCACGGGGAUGGCUGACAAAUUAUUAGUCAACUAACGUUAUUCAAUGAUUCAUAGAAAAACAUUUCAAGUUGAUUUAGAGAAAAAGAGACUCACCUAGACAGUGCCACUGUCAAAGUCGUGUUCACAGUGCUUGAAAGUGACUGUCUGCAUAUUUUGACCCACUGCAUGUUUCACGGUCUGUAGUUUAUUUCAUAUCAACAUAUUUUGCUGUGUACUCGGUUGUAACGCGUCUUUAACACAUUUAAUGGAUGGAAACAAAGUAUAUACAACAUGCAGUUUACAAAAUAAAGCUACUUCCUGAGCCGUUAGAAAGGACUUUCAAAAUAAAAGCUCGAAACCUCAUAGGCUGUAGAAAGAUAUGAGCAAUUUGUUGCCAAGCAUAUGCGUAAUGCUUCACUAAAUAUUCCUAAAUUAGCUAUGGAAUGGCGUUUUUGGAUGAUAGCUCCAGUGAUAUUUCAGCUGGAUAAACGACGAAAAUAUAGGACGUAUAUGUCAAUCCCGCUAGGGGUUAACUCGAGUUGAUCACGCGUGACCAUCGGAGCCAAUCAAAAUCUCUUUCGACCCGCACGCAUUUCCUCCGUAGGCCUUCAGAGCUUUCUUCAACCUGAAACAGUGUUGCCAUGUUUGUUUUUUUCCUGCUGGUUAGGCUACUUUGAAAACGAUGUCGCGGGUGAAAAUGUAUUGGUUGCGGGUUUUUGGACUAUUUCUAAUUUACACCGCGGCCGCCAUGGCAUUUCUAUUAAAACAUAUAUAUUUCACCGUGACCUGCUGCUGACUGUCAGGGGGGAGGGAGGAAGGAAGAAGACAGCCCAACCUGGAGUAGCAGGUCUGAACAACCUAUCAAAUGGGAAUCCUGCAAAUCAAAACACUCACAGUUCAUUUGUGCAGGAUUCAAGAAGGCCAGAUGAGUUUGACUUUGAGUGUGUGGUAAAUUCCAAAUUCAAAAACUCAGAAGUGUGGUUUUGUGAGAAAUGUCGCUUUUUGACCACAGAUUUUGACGAUUACAGCAGCCAUAUUAUGGAGCAUGCGGUAAUGAGAUUUUACUGCUUCUAUUGUAACCAUGUCUCAUACAGCGAGGCCGAAUUAAACCACCAUGUAGAACAGCACACCAGAGUACACCCCUUCAAGUGUCAGUUCUGUGAUUAUAGAGCUGUGAAGAAAGACUAUGUUGAAAUGCAUAUGAAGCGAAUACACAAUGCGCCUCCUGAGAAAGUAUCCAGUGCUUUGCCCAGAGGUCCCAAACCGGCCUCUCUCCCCAGUGCUCUGCCCAGAGAUCCCACAUUAUCAGGGAUCUUAAAUACAAGGGUCGCACCUUUGCGCACUAAGAAUAUUACAACCAGAGUGGAUGAAGGAAGACCUAUGGAUGGGACACUGGAUGCAAACAUAUUGCCCAAAGUAGAGGUGGAGCUGUUGGCACCUUUAAAUGAACCAAUUCAACACAACAGGCCUUUGACUGUCUCUUUCCCUGAAGUGGGGACCAUCCCCCCUGGCUGCCUUGUUGAACUUGUUGAGGUGAAAACAGUUAAUGGGACCAAGGAACUAAAGUUGAGACUUGUCUCACAACAAUCUAAUGGGUCUGUAGUGAAAGCCUGUCGGACCACAACCUCACAAAAUGCCACUUUGUGUAAAUCAUCUAUGUCCAACGCCACUCCAACUAGAGAAAAGCCAGUGAAGAAGAGAACUUGCACAGGCAACAUAUCAACCCGACAAAUAAAUAACCAGAAACAAAAGGAUUUAACAACUGCCCCCUCCACAAAUGGCAUACAACUGAAAAAACACUCUGAAGAAUUGCUGGUGAUGGUGAAAGAUGUAAAUCAGCCAUUUGAGAUAAAGAAAGAGGAAGUGAAGGAAGAGAACUGUGAUUCUGUGCAAAAAUCUGAACGCUUGCAUUCAUUUACAGCUGUCUCGAGUGUGUCCAUGAUGGGAAACGUCAAUGGCACCAAAUCACCCUUUGUUGCACCUGCUGCAAUGUCGUCUUUUGUAUUGUGCAACCCUAGAAGUAGCACCCUGGUCAUUCCCUCUCCAACAAACCAACCUAAAGUGGAUGAGACUUGUCAUGUGGCUGACUCAAUCACCUCUGGUUGGACUCAAUCUGAGAAUCCAUUAGUAGAUGACGUGCCAGGACCAAAAGGUUUCCCAGUCAUUUCAGCUGUAUUUUCUCUAAGUAGCCCUCAGCUCUUGGCGGUGGCUCUUCGGACCAUAGCUUUGGGUAAUAAUUCACCCUCUGCAACGGGAGAGCAAGGAAAUGUCAAGAAUUCUUUGAUCCUCACACCUGCUAAGACAACAGCAGUGUGCAAAGGGCAUGAACACAAGAUAAAGCCAGGAAACACUGACAUGGCCCCCGAGGGUUUGUCCUCUGUUCAUGCACCUCAAAUGAUUCCAAAAACCUGUCACCAGGUGCAGAGUGCUCAAUGUUCUAGACACACCCAAUCACUAACAAGUAAUCCCUUGAGCACCAAGGGGGAGAAUAACAGUGUUACAAUAAAGCUUCACAAGAAAACAGUUUUGAAUAUGAAAAAAAGUCCUCCAAAUGUGGCCAAAAAAACAGUAGACACACGGGACAGUUGGAUUGGCCAAAUUGACACUGAAAAAGGGUCAGUCCCCAGACACUGGAAAAGUUCAGCAAACAAGCGGGACAUUUCUGGUAGACUCUCUUCCUGCCUGAAGCUCUCAUUGAAAAGGAUACGAGUAGAAGAGGAAAGUAGCCUUCAACGUUGCACACCUGAGUUGAACCAACGAAGGAAGAAAAGAAGACGACGAGACAUGGUAUCUGGGUCAAAGACUUUCACCCACCUGUUAGAUACCACAGGUGACAGGGUUAUUAUCUGCCCAACUCCACUGAAAGAAGACCAGCUGGUGAAGCAACCAGGCCCAAACCAACCUGUUGUGGUUCUCAACCAUCCCAAGCCUCUGGUUCUGAGAGGGAGGUUAGGAAUGGAGACGAUUCCAGACAUUGGUCCAACAUGUCACAUAAUGAAAAUGAAGUUGAGCAAAGUAAUGGGACAUACGUAUGAGGUGAUUGGAUGUACCGUUAAGGCCUCUCCUUAGGGUGAUGGCAAAUUGUUAUGGAAAAUGAUAGAUUUAUUUGCUGGGGACAGAACACUAAACAUUGAGUUAUCAAGAGUCUGAUGCAUUGCGCCAUUAAGGGUUGGCUUGCACUCAUUUCCAGGGUCCCUAGAUGAGCUUCAGAUUAAUAAUGGAUAGACAUUUCAUACAAUUUGUUACUUCAUAGAUGAUGAAAGACUGAACCCCAUUGAGAGAAACAAGUGGGCAUUCAGGCAGGCAGGCAGGCAGGCAGGCAGGCAUCAUAUAUAUAUUUUUUUUUAACAAUUAGCAUUUUUGCUGCAGUAUCAUUGGUAGCACAGAUCUGUGUAAAUAUGAUUGUAUAUUUGAAUGAACUGACAUUGCAAUUUUUUUCUGAUGGACGGACAACUGCUUAAAUUAAAUGAAUGUCAAUUAUUUUGAAUGCAUUUUGAAUAAAAUAAUAUGUAACCCCCUGGUUACUUUUAGCUGGACUGCAUUGAAUUACUGUGUUCAACACUAGGCAACAGUCGGACACGAGGGAGAAUAGAACACCAGCAAUGUUGCUAAUUUGAUGUUUUGAGUAUUUAAGUUGAUAACUCACUCUUUAAUUAACUAGAUAGCUACACAAAAAUAGUGUAUAGAAUGAUAGCCAUGAGGACAGCAAGGGAAUUUUAUUUUUCAACUGUCAUCGUAAGACCAGACCAGGCACAUCUCUCUGCCGUUGUCUCUGAAAAAAGCAAUUGUAGCUAGAGCUGCCACCCGAUACCAGUGUUUUAACAUCAAAAUAUAAAUAGUUGUCAAUCCUACUACAGAACUCUGAAAAUGUUACCACAUAGUGAAUAGAAUGUUCAUGCUAAACCUCUUUCCAAUGAUCACUGACUUUUUGUAUUGUAGCUCUGAAAAAAGUUUGGUUAUAUUAUCCAACCUCAUCAUUCCUGUUUUAUAUUUUGCAUUUAUUAUGGUUGACUGACUUGACAUUAACAUUUUAAGUUCCUAGUGGAACAAAGUAACUCAGUGCUACUCUAUUGAACCCUUUUCUAGACUUUUACAUUUUUAACCAUAAUUCCAGGUGGUUCCUGCCAUCGUUAUCCCUUGUUUUCUUUGGACUUUUUGUCAUGGUUACUGCUGUAUAUUGCUAGAAGUGUUUGAACCGCUCCCUCAAUCAUCUGUUUUUCCGUAUUUUUUAUGUAAAAGUAUCAGAGAAAAUAUUGAGUUGUUUUAGGUUUGACCAUAACAAUAUAUUUAUCAAAAUAUAGCUCUUGUUUAGAUGUGGUGCAGAUCUUUAAAUGUACAUGUAUUUUGGUUUCCUUUGAAAUUUCUCUCAUCUUUUAAAUGGGAGUUAUUCGCAUAAUAACAAUUAUAGUUGUCGUUCUCAUGUUGUCAGUGUUUUCUGUCCUCUAUAUUAUGUAUUAUCUUAAUGUGCCAUUUUGAAUAAAGAUCUUUUUUCAUA
Molecule: messenger RNA, 5465 nt
Organism: Salvelinus namaycush (lake trout)
Lineage: Eukaryota; Metazoa; Chordata; Actinopteri; Salmoniformes; Salmonidae
Exons: 2
Coding region: 2009-4039 (676 amino acids)
Biological process (GO): regulation of transcription by RNA polymerase II
Cellular component (GO): nucleus
Molecular function (GO): RNA polymerase II transcription regulatory region sequence-specific DNA binding; DNA-binding transcription factor activity, RNA polymerase II-specific
Source: RefSeq, a predicted model, not a curated record